This is a messenger RNA of Actinia tenebrosa (Australian red waratah sea anemone), 1707 nucleotides long. RefSeq names its product cobalamin binding intrinsic factor. Gene Ontology annotation, biological process: cobalamin transport. NCBI's taxonomy places the organism in Eukaryota, Metazoa, Cnidaria, Anthozoa, Actiniaria, Actiniidae. The record is from RefSeq and is a predicted model, not a curated record. Gene Ontology annotation, molecular function: cobalamin binding.
AUGAAAUCCUUGGUGCGAAGGUCACUUCUCUCUAAUAAUCUUCAUUCUUUCGACAUGGACAUCCGUUUGUUAGUCUUCUUCGUACUCUUUUCACUGGUUUUUCCUCAACUUGAUGCUUUCCCUGGUUGUGGUGACGACGCACUCACCCAAAACCUGAGUGAUGCAGCAUCGCGAGCAGCAGAAUGGCUGAGUAAGAAUCUCAUCGACAACACCACUGAAACUGAAGGCCAUAUUCUUGGUACGGCGUUUCACUCCCUCCGACUCGUCAACUACCCCCUAGGGUCUCUAACUAACCACACGAUAUCGAACAUCUACAAGGAUUUUGACGUUAAUGGCACAGACGUCGGAAAAAUUGCCUACUAUACUCAAGGAUACAUCGCUAGCGGUCGCAAUCCAAGGACAGAGUUCAUAGCGCGGAUGAAGCAAGGGAUUCAAAAGUGUUGCAAGGGUGGCUUUACGCAUCCCUUCCAAUACAUGGUGACUGUGUUGGCUCGGUGUAACAGUGGUAAACCAGCCAUUCGAUACUGGGAGAUCCGCAGAAUUAUGAAGACACUGUUGAAACCAAAGUAUCCAUAUCAGAGCAUUGAUACUGUUGCUAUGGCGACGAUUGCUCUUCGAUGCGUGCAGAAAAAGCAACGUCGAGACCUGGUACGAGAUAAGAAAAUCAAGCUCAAACGUUGGAUUAAAAGUGGGACAAAAUGGUUGUUAAAGAGGCAGAAUAAUGAUGGAAGUUUUGGUACAAAUGGCAUCACAACAGCACUAGCAGUACAGGCUAUUAUUUCAAACAGAAAUUGGACAGAACUAGAGUGGCAGUGUCCCCAGGCUAUGCAAUACCUUCUAAGUCAUCAGAAAGAUGAUGGAUCGUUUGGAGAUCUCAUGUCUACUAUCCAGAUAUUGCCGGUAUUGAAAGGGAAGAGGCCUUAUGAUCGACUAAAACCUGCUAGAAAAACCACAAAAAACAAUAUCUAUCCUAGUAAAAGUAGUGUUGGAGAAAAUACUGUCUCACCAGGAGAAAAACCGCUUAUCGACGUGUGUUUAAAAAUUCAUAUCUCCAAAACGGACCAGCGUCAAUUUGACGUGAAAGUAAAACAAGGCUCUACCGUACACGAGAUAUUCAAGAUGGCGGAGCAGCAGUUUCGAGGCCAGUUUACAUUUAAGGCCAGCAAGACAAAAUAUGGCGCCAUGAUUGAGUCCAUCUGUGGUUAUGACCAAAGUAAUCCUCAGAGACUCAACUGGAUGAUGUACUCCAGUCCUGCUACCAUGGCAACGGUAGGCGUAGAUGGCUUGCGUCCAGAGAAUGGUACAUGUGUGAUAUUCAAGCUCAUCAAGACUGGAGACGAGUCACUUCCAUGUGGUGAAUGUGGAAGAUAAGAAAUACCCUAGUGAUCGGGCUACCUGUACUGGAAUCCAAAGGCUACCCAAUAAUGAUAAAGUUGCUCCAUCGACUUGCAAUAAGUGACACUAUUAAUUGACUUUGAUCGAUCUGAUGUUUGAUUAGGAAAAAAUAAUUUGUCUUUCUAAAUAGAAUUUUGUGUGAUCCCUUGAGUCGUCUAAAGGUUUUCGUAAUAUAAAUUCUAGCUUAAUUUUCUGUUUUAAGGUGACUGCCUACUUUUAAACAGCCCACGAUGUGCGCGCGCUCAAAAACCGCUGAAUAAUCUUCACGAUUUUGUUGAAGAACCAUACACGUUUUGAACUUCAAGAGCGCAA